AUGAAGGGAGCAAACUACGCUCGCGUUUUAGUUCAAGAUUUGUUGCACCCAAACCCAGCCUCCGAGGCCCAAAAGUACAAAUUGAAGACCUUGGUUCAGGCUCCAAGAUCCUACUUCAUGGAUGUUAAGUGCCAGGGAUGUUUGAACAUCACCACCGUGUUCUCUCAUGCACAGACUGCUGUCACUUGUGACAACUGUGCCACUGUGUUGUGUACUCCAACCGGUGGUAAGGCCAAGUUGACCGAGGGCUGUUCUUUCAGAAGAAAGUAG
Molecule: messenger RNA, 270 nt
Organism: Sungouiella intermedia
Lineage: Eukaryota; Fungi; Ascomycota; Pichiomycetes; Serinales; Metschnikowiaceae
Source: the annotation of a GenBank genome assembly